This is a messenger RNA of Spodoptera frugiperda (fall armyworm), 2560 nucleotides long. RefSeq lists its product as uncharacterized. The transcript is spliced from 10 exons. NCBI's taxonomy places the organism in Eukaryota, Metazoa, Arthropoda, Insecta, Lepidoptera, Noctuidae. Bases 254 to 1555 code for a protein of 433 amino acids. Gene Ontology annotation, molecular function: Toll binding; growth factor activity. The record is from RefSeq and is a predicted model, not a curated record. Gene Ontology annotation, biological process: regulation of Toll signaling pathway; central nervous system formation; innate immune response. Gene Ontology annotation, cellular component: extracellular region.
GCCAGUGCACGGAGAGCGCCCGCGCACCGCACCACGGCACCACCACCACCGCACCACGGCACCACGGCACACUCACAAACUGUCUCUGAAGCCGCCCGCGACCGCACGCCGGCGACCGUUGAAAGUUCUCCACAAAUAUUUUUAUUUUAACCAAAACUUUUUCCUCAAUUUUUCGAUUGUUCGUUACUAAAUGUUCCGGUGAACUGUGCGCGUCUUGUGUAGUGAUCCCAUUGCUUCAGUUACUGCGUGCACUAUGGCGCGCUCUACUCUCAUACUAUUGUUGCUGUGUAUGAGCUCGCGGCUGGCGCUGCCGGAGCCGACGCAGGCGCCCACGGAGGCCGAGCCCCGCGAGAGGGACGACGCGCUCGGAGACUCGGAGGAACCGCCGGAGGGAUACUACGCCUUCGUCGAGUCGCCCAACGCAACACCGCCACGAGUGCGGCCGCCCCCGUACCGGCAGGUGACGUCAUCGUGCCCGGAGGCGGAGUCCAACAAGCCGCACGUGUCCGCCAGCAACCUGUGCGGGGACCUCAACCGCGGCCUCAUCCCCAGGAACCCCAUGGGGCAGAACCCUAACGGGGAGCCCUACCCCUUCGAGCUGCUCCGCAACCACACGCUGCGGUUCCUGUCGCGCACGCUGCCCGUGCUGCGCGCGGACGACACGCUGCCCCGCGUGGCGCACCUGCCCAACAGCCCCGCGGGCCCCGCCGCCCCGGGCCCCGCCAGCCCCGCGGGGCCCAGCUACCCCGCCGCCGCCGCGGGCCCCAGCUACCCCGCCCCCACUCACGCGCCUGAGGCCCACGCCGUGCCCGACUUGCAGCACAACCGACUAGAGGAGCGCAGCAAGCGGUCGCUGGAGUCCCCGCUAGAGUCGGUCGACGACAGUGUACCGUCGCACGCGCUGCGCGCCGAGCACCGCGGCGCGGACGCGGACGGCGACACGCCGCGCGAGAGUCGCAAGUUCUGCGACAACGGCGGGGUGUUCUGUAUGCUGUACCGAGCCAUCAACGGCGAUAGCGAUUCAAGUACAGGCGUCGAACGUCGCGAAGAUCCUGGACCACAACCUCACGGCGCGGGAGCACCUCACGGACCACACCACAGAUAUGAGGGUCCCCCGACUCCGUGCCCGGCUCGCGUGGAGUACGCCACGCCGGUGUUCGCGCGGAACUACCAGGGCGUGUGGCGCUACGUGGUGCAGAUACCCUACGAGGGAUACUUCACGCAAACUGUCGAAGUCACCAGGUGCAUGCAGUCCCGCUGCCACUACCUGGACGGCGGCUGCCUGAGCUCGCCGCGCUGGGUGUCGCUGCUCGUGGCCGAGCUGCACUACCCGCCCGCGCAGAACAAGCAGCAGGAGUACGACCAGUACGGACAGUACACGCGGACGGAGGCGGACUCCACCGACAAGCCACAACACUGCGACGGACACGACGACAUGGGGUGCUACCAGGUGCGGCUGUACUACGACUGGUUCCUGGUGCCCGGCUCCUGCAAGUGCUGGCGGCCCGACUACUUCGCCAGAUACGUGCGCCGCCGGCAGAACAGCGAACUCUAGACACACACACACACACACACGUAGCUAUUGGACAAACACACACACUGUACAUCCCGCUGUAGAUACACACGUGUACCAGUUACUUGGUUCAUGCUCCGGCAAUCACUGAUCACAAACUAUUGUCCCUCUGAAGUGUACCCUAUACAUGCCACCGUGUCGACACAGCCUGCAUAUGUUUAUAUAUAGAUAUGUACGUAAUACUGGUGCUACCGCUACUGAUCGUUGUGACAUUAAGACUGGAUCUAUGUAUUGUAAUAUUUUAUUUAUUAUUAAAUAGCCUUAGGGCCUUAGUAGGUAUGUUCGUACCAAAAUAUUAUAGAGGACGGCGGGAGAGAUCUCUAUCGACUUAGACUAUACACUGAAUGCUCAGUGCGAGCUUUUCACCGAAUCAAAAAUAAUGCAACUUAGUUUUACGUUAACGCUAUCAACACGUUUAUGACGUUCGGCGCUCUGAUUGGUCAGCUCCAACAUAAGCAACCAAUUAGAGGACUGGACGCAGUAACGCGUCGAUCGCGUUAACGUAAAACAUGACGUAGGUAAAUACGAAUAGAUGAAAAGAGUCGCACUGAACACUCGGUACCUAGCGAGUAGGACAGCGACAUACCCGGGCACACGAGUGACGUCACGAUGUGUGUUGCAUUUACUCAGCAAUAUGUCGCUGGACACAAGUUGUAUUGUAGUACAUAAUACUCGUCGUACCGCACCCUGCAUACAGGACGUUAAGUAUUGUUAUAUGUUAGCAAGUAAGGAGCUCAAACUGCAUUUAUAUAGCUGUAGUAGUUAGUACGUAUGUAUGUAUCACACACACAACCAUGCCUUCUUCUACUCCGUCGCGUGCUGCGGACCGUAGCGUCGCGUCUAUGUGUAUACGUGUCUACUUCCACAGUACAAGUAGAAAGUUUAAGGAAGCAUGGUUCUCCUAGUAGUCGUAUUGUUAAUUGUACUUGUAGUUGUAAGUUGUCUAGUACUAAGUAUAUUACAAUAAAGCACUUGAUUUACAUGUUA